Molecule: messenger RNA, 7126 nt
Organism: Staurois parvus
Lineage: Eukaryota; Metazoa; Chordata; Amphibia; Anura; Ranidae
Source: the annotation of a GenBank genome assembly
AUGUCAAGUUCAGGGUAUCCUCCUAACCAAGGAGCUUUUAGCACUGAGCAGAGUCGCUACUCCACCCACCCAGUCCAGUAUACUUUUUCCAGCAGCAGACAUCAGCAGGAGUUUCCCAUACCAGAGUACCGCAAUGCUCAUUUGGAAGCCACCAGCUAUUGCAGCAACAGCAGCUCAGAAGACGGCCAUCUUUGUUGUCUGAGUUUCACCCAGGGUCUGACAGGCCUCAGGACAGGAGAACAGGGUAUGAACAGCAGUACCAUUCUGUGUCACAAAGUGAGCAUGACGCCCUGGAAUCCAAAAGACCUCGGCUGGAACAGGAGCAAGGCUUGUCUGGCAAACAUGAUCCCCCUUCCUCUCCCCUGUCGGGGCAUCAAGGUGAGGACCAGGAAGCAUCCCCCUCCAAACUCUCUAAGGAAGAACUGAUACAGAGUAUGGAUCGGGUGGACCGUGAGAUUGCAAAAGUUGAACAACAAAUUUUGAAGUUAAAGAAAAAACAGCAACAGCUUGAAGAAGAAGCAGCCAAACCUCCAGAGCCCGAGAAGCCCGUCUCCCCUCCACCUGUGGAACAGAAACAUCGCAGCAUAGUCCAAAUUAUUUAUGAUGAAAACCGGAAAAAAGCAGAGGAAGCACACAAAAUUCUAGAAGGUCUGGGUCCUAAAGUGGAACUGCCUCUUUACAACCAGCCUUCAGACACGAAGGUUUAUCAUGAAAACAUCAAGACGAAUCAGGUUAUGAGGAAGAAGCUGAUCUUAUUUUUCAAGAGAAGAAAUCAUGCUAGAAAACAAAGGGAACAGAACAUUUGUCAACGUUACGAUCAGCUGAUGGAAGCUUGGGAGAAAAAAGUGGAUAGAAUAGAGAACAACCCACGGAGGAAAGCAAAGGAGAGCAAAACCCGUGAAUACUACGAAAAACAGUUCCCAGAAAUUCGAAAACAGAGGGAACAGCAAGAGAGGUUUCAAAGAGUCGGUCAGAGGGGUGCUGGUCUAUCCGCAACCAUUGCCAGGAGCGAACAUGAGAUCUCGGAAAUCAUCGAUGGUCUGUCUGAGCAGGAGAAUAAUGAAAAGCAAAUGCGGCAGCUCUCGGUCAUUCCACCCAUGAUGUUUGAUGCAGAACAGAGAAGGGUGAAGUUCAUUAAUAUGAAUGGUUUGAUGGAAGAUCCGAUGAAGGUCUACAAAGAACGGCAGUUCGUGAAUGUUUGGACAGACCAUGAAAAAGAAAUAUUUAAAGAAAAAUUUGUACAGCAUCCUAAAAACUUUGGUCUGAUUGCUGCUUGUCUGGAGAGAAAGAGUGUUCCUGAUUGUGUGUUGUAUUAUUAUUUAACUAAGAAAAAUGAAAACUAUAAAGCUCUUGUAAGAAGAAAUUACAGCAAGCGAAGAGGACGAAACCAGCAACAGAUUGCACGACCAUCCCAAGAAGAAAAGGAAAUUGACAAAGUGGAAGAGGAGAAAGCAGAAAAAAAUGAGAAAAGGGAGGAAGAACGAAGGGAAGAGGAGGAGAAAGAUACAAAAGAGGAGUUUAGGGAGAACACCAAAGAGAAAAUUGAUACUGUUGCAGAAGACCUGGAAGAAAGAGAGCAAUCCACUCCCAAGGGACGCAAAACAGCAAAUAGUCAAGGUCGACGGAAGGGUCGAAUUACAAGAUCAAUGGCAAGUGAGGCAGCUGCCGCUAAUGCAGCAGCUACCUCGAUGUCUCCUGCUGCUGGACCAUCUCCUCUUCCUAACCCAGCACCACCGCCAGCUGCGUCUACUCCUGUGGCAGCUGCGUUAGAAGACCCUCCAGCUUCUCUACCUGCAACAGCUGCACAGGAGCAAACUUCUGCAGAGACUGUGGAGACCUCACGCUGGACUGAAGAAGAAAUGGAAGUUGCUAAAAAAGGCUUGGUGGAACACGGUCGUAACUGGGGAGCCAUCGCCAAGAUGGUAGGAACGAAGAGCGAAGCCCAGUGUAAAAACUUCUACUUCAAUUACAAAAGGAGGCACAACCUGGACAACUUGUUGCAGCAGCACAAACAGAAAUCUCCUCGUAAGCCACGAGAAGAGCGAGAUGUAUCACAGUGUGAAAGCGUGGCAUCCACUGUUUCCGCCCAGGAAGAUGAGGAUAAUGAAGUUUCUAAUGAUGAAGAGAAUCCGGAAGAUAGUGAAGGUGUUGAUAACAGUUCAGACACUGAGAGUGCCCCUUCACCUUUAGCUGAAGAAGGAGCCAAACAAGCUGAAGAAACACCUGAUAGAACCACUGCUGCUUCAGUAACAGCUGCAUCUCCAUCGCAAGAACUUGCCAACAGGCCUGCUACUAGUGCAUCCCCGACCACUGCUCCACAGAAUGUUAAAACUCAUGAGAACCAGUACCCAGAAACUACAGGUGAAAGAGGAAAUCAAUCCUGAACCUGAGGAGGCCAUGGAGGUUGAGGAGAGAAGUGAAAGUACUGAGUCUAAACCAUCUCCCAGCCUCCAAAUCAACACCAAAGCUGAACCUGUUGAGUCUGAGGUGAAGCCACCAGAGAGUGCUCAAGUAAAAAUGGAGGAUGAUACCAAAGACAGAGUUUUGGAAAGAAUGAAAGAGAAGUCUGAGCCUGACGACAUAGAGUAUGUUCCAAGCAAAAUACCUUCUCAUACAAGGGUGGAGUCUCAGUCAGAGAAUGACUCCAGUGCUACUUGCAGUGCUGAUGAAGACAUUGAUGGAGAGCUUGACAGGUCAAGGGUAUACACCAUUGAUUCAAAACCUUCAAUGUUAAAUCCAAGUGGAACCAUUCUGAUAUCUUCCUCUAUGAAGCAAGGGCCAAUGGAUCUGCAACAGUUACAUCACCGGGCAGCUGUUAUUCCACCCAUGGUAUCUUGCAGCCCCUGUGCUAUCCCCCCUAGCGCACCAGUGUCGGCAAACAGCUUCGCUUUGUACCAGCGACACCUUCAGUCUUUGCAUGAAAAUAACUUACUAGAAGAGCAAAGGCAGAGGCAGGAACAGAUGAACAUUGAAAGCAAGAGAUCACUCAGCCCAGCAAACAUGUCCAAGAGUCCAAGCAUUGACUGGGAAGGAAAAUCUGUGUACAUGCCUUAUGCUGCUGAAGUCAAGCGAGCACUGGAGCAUGAAGCUCAAAUGCAGAAUGUUGCACGAUCUGUUUCACCGUACAGGAUGUCUCCACGAGAAGUUAGCAAGGCUUCCCCGCAAGCAGAGCUCAAUCCUGUCCGCUACUGUGUCCCUCCAGUAUUGCAGCCUGCUCCCCAUCAGGUAAUAACUUCCUUAGCGGAGGGAACACGACUCCCUGUGACGCGCCCAACCCGUCCACCUCCUCCUCUGAUUCCAUCAUCCAAAACUACAGUGACCUCCUCUGACAAGCCUUCCUUUAUUGUGGGGGGAUCUAUAUCCCAGGGAACACCUGGCACAUACUUAACAUCGCUCAGUCAGCAGCCCUAUAACCCAGAACCAGUUAAACCCUCUGUUGGCUCCAUCUCUCUUGGCCUGCCAAGGCAACAGGAAUCUGGUAAAGUUGGUUCUGUGACAUACAUCAAACAAGAAGAGUUUUCACCGAGGCAGAGCUCCCAGCCAGAGGGGCUUCUGGUCAGAGCACAGCAUGAAGGUGUUGUCCGAGGUACUAUGAGUGCAUUGCAGGAGGGAAGCAUCACUAGAGGCACCCCAGCCACCAAAGUUCCCAUGGAAGCUAUUUCCUCUCUUCGAGGGUCUAUUACUCAGGGUACUCCAGCACUGUCACAGUCUGGUAUUGCUGCCGAUGUCUUGUUGAAGACGACCAUCACCAGACUGGCUACAGAGGACAUCAGUAGUCCGGAAAAGUGUAGAGAAGAGUCCUCUGCCAAAGGCCAUGUCAUUUAUGAGGGGAAGAGUGGACAUAUUGUAUCUUAUGAUUCCACCAUUAAGAAUCUACGUGAUGGUACCAGGAGUCCCCGGAGUGUUCCGGAGAUGACACUGAAGAGAACCUAUGAAGCCAUGGAAGGAAAUAUAAAGCAGAACCUGUCUGUCAGAGAGUCUGCUGUGUCAGCACCAAUGGAAGGGCUUAUCUGUCGUACACUACCUAAAGGAACAGAACUGAAGGAAAGACAGGUUCUUACUGGCUCAAUAAUGCAAGGCACCCCAAGAGCAACGCCUGAGAACUUUGAUGAUGGACUCAAAUAUGCCAAGCAAAUCAAACGUGAAAGUCCACCUAUUCGGUCUUUCGAUGGUGCCAUCUCAAAAGGCAAGCCUUAUGAUGGUGUUACCACAAUUAAAGAAAUGGGUCGUUCUAUCCAUGAAAUCCCUAGGCAGGAUCUUAUUAGUCAAGAAAGUCGGAAAACUCCAGAGAGUUCAAGGACACUAUUAGAAGGGUCUAUUUCCCAGGGAACACCUAUAAAACAUGAAGGCACAUCUGGUCAGUCUGCUAUCAAGCACAAUGUAAAGUCCUUAAUCAUGGGGCCAAGUAGGCUGCAACGUGGGGUGCCACAGAUGGACAUGAUGCCAGAGAAUUUGAAGGUAGUGGAUAGAUCAAAAUGUGAAGACUCCAAGUCAUCUGAUGCCAUGCGAUCACGUCAUACAUCUGUUGUGAGUUCUGGUACAUCGGUGCUCAGGUCAACUCUACACGAAGCCUCCAAGUCCCAGUUGAGCCCUGGGAUUUAUGAGGAUUCUAGUGCUAGGAGAACACCAGUAAACUACCCCAGCCCAAUGUCAAGAAGUUCACCUAUGGCACGGUCUGAAGGUGGCCUCACACCAGGGAAGUCUUCCAGCCAUGAAAGAAAAAGCACAUUAACGCCAACGCAAAGGGAAAAUAUUGUUGUAAAGUCCCCAGUCCCUGGUGUAGACCCGGCUGCAUCUCACAGUCCCUUUGAUCCCCACAUGCGUGGAGGUACACCUGGAGAGGUUUACAGAGGCCAUCUACCACCUCACCUUGAUCCUAUCCAGUUCCACCGAGCUCUGGAUCCUGCAGCCUACUUGUUUCAAAGGCAGCUUUCCCCAACACCAGGUUACCCAAGCCAGUACCAGCUCUAUGCCAUGGAGAACACACGACAGACAAUCUUAAAUGACUACAUCACCUCCCAGCAGAUGCAGGUUAAUUUAAGGCCAGACGUUGGCAGAGGGCUUUCUCCUAGGGAACAAGGAUUAGCAAUACCCUAUACUGGAGCACGAGGUAUAAUAGACUUAAAUAACAUGCCACCCACUAUUCUCGUCCCUCAUCCUGGCGGAACAAGUACUCCCCCGAUGGACAGAAUUACAUAUAUGCCAGGGGCUCAGCUUGCUUUCCCUACUAGGCCAUACAACCCUCCAUCUUCUUUGUCUCCAGGUCACCCAGCACACUUAACUCCUGUAUCAUCUGCCAAUGUUGAAAGGGAGAGAGAACGAGAAAGGGAACGUGAAAGAGAAAAAGAACAGCGUGACCGAGAGCGGGAAAGAGAGAGGGAGCGAGAGAGAAUAGCCGCAGCCUCAGCACAGAGUGAACAUUAUCUGCGAGCAGGUGCAGAGCCGCCUAGUAGACCAGGCAGUCACGGAUAUGUACGGUCACCGUCACCAUCAGUCCGUUCCCAGGAGAACAUGAUGCCACAGCGGCCGAGUAUAUUACAUGGAGCUAAUGGAAAAAGUGUCAUCACACCACUAGACCCUUCACAGCUGCGAAUCAUGCCUCUGAAUCCUGGUGCUGCUUCCAUCACUCAUGGAACCCCAGCCUCCCGGUAUAGCACCGCUGCUGAUGCAUUAGCUGCUUUAGUAGACGCUGCAGCUUCUGCUCCACAGAUGGAAGUUUCCAAGCCAAAGGAAAGCAAACACGAGUCUGCAAGAUCAGAAGAAAACAUAGCAAGGCGUGCAGCACUGGAGCAGCAGCAGAUGGAAACUGAGCGUAGACUGGUUCAAAGCCCAUACACCUCCUCCAGUUUCUCUAGUAGCAAGUCGCAAAGCCAGCCAUCUCCAGCUGUGUAUUCUGAAGCGGGCAAAGAUAAACCUGCACAUACUAAAUCACGCUAUGUGGAAGAAAUUAAAAGCCCAUGGAAAGACCACAAUCACUGCAGCCAACUUUAUAGAUGUGAUUAUAACACAGCAGAUCGCUUCUGACAAAGAUGCACGAGAGCGCGGUUCAAUAAGCUCCAAUUCCUCCAGUAGCUUGUCUUCCCAUCGCUAUGAGCCACCCAGGGACACUAUUGAAGUUAUCAGCCCAGCGAGCUCCCCGGUGCAAGUCCAAGAGAAGGAAAGUUACCCACAGGAAAUUCCUAAACCAAGCCAGCUUGAAAGUAAGUUCACUAAAUAUAUUUUUCUUAAUCAUGAAAACAGUCGGCAAUAUGAAGCCCAAGCCAGUCGCUACAGGACACAACAAGAGUCUCCCUCCCCACAGCAGCCUAAUCCCGCCCAUGUGCCACAGACCCACAGGCUCAUUACCCUAGCUGAUCACAUAUGUCAUAUUAUCACACAAGACUUUGCCAGGAAUCAAUCAACUUCUCAAGCUUCUCAGCAGACACCUACAUCAACAUUCCAGAACACUGCCCCACCAGCAGCACCCGUCCGAUCCAAGCCAUCCAACAGGUUCAGCCCAGACUCUCAGGCUCAGCCUGUACACCACCAGCGGCCAGCCUCUAGGGUGUCUCCAGAAAACAUGCCUGACAAACCUAGAGGAAGCAGGCCUGGAAAGUCGCCAGAAAGAGGACACAUGAGUGAGCCAUAUGAGCCUAUAUCACCCCCACAGGCUCCCAUUUUACACUCAAAACAAGACAAUAUCAUGUUACUGUCCCAAAGGUCAGAGCCUGCUGAACAAAGGAAUGAUUCCCGAUCACCUGGAAAUAUGAAUUAUCUCCCCUCCUUCUUCACUAAGUUGGAGAAUACCUCCCCUAUGGUGAUGUUCAAGAAACAAGAGAUAUUUCGUAAGUUAAACUCCUCUGGUGGCGGUGACUCUGAUAUGGCAGCUGCUCAGCCAGGGACAGAGAUAUUUAACUUGCCAGCUGUCACUACCUCGGGUACCAUCAGCUCCCGAGGUCAUUCCUUUGCUGAUCCUGCCAGUAAUCUUGGUCUAGAGGAUAUUAUCCGCAAAGCUUUAAUGGGCAAUUUUGAUGACAAGUCAGAUGAUCAUGGUGUCCUAAUGGGGGUAUCACAAGGCAGUGCUUCAGGGUCUUCAAGUAAUGAUCCUCGUAGAGAGGAAGCAAAUCCCUCGCCCAAUUCAGGUUAG